AUGACUGAUCGUGCUCAACGAGCCAGUCUAAUUAAAUAUUCGAAAUCAGGACGAAAAGCUCAAACAGAUCGGCGUCGGGCGAAUCCAUCGACAAGAGUAAAUGAACAGCUACCUCAUGGAACUGACACAUUGGUAGAACACUCAUCCACAAAUGUAGAUAAUGAUUUUAUUAAAGUAUUUAUUGCUAAUUUAACGUCAGAUGGUGAUGAUCCACCGAUAUCACCGGUUAACGAGACUUCUUCGAUGAUAGAAACACUUUUAUCAUCACAACCAGGAGGAAAAUCUAGUACGUCUAAUCGAUUUGAUAGUAAAGGUAACUCGAAUCGUCGAGGACUAUCGACAGGUGACGAACGACGAGAUGAACUAACGAAACUCAUGAAAAAUCUCUACAAAAAUUGUUUUGAAUUCGAUUCCAAAUCGAAUGUUAACUCCAUCGCUGAUAAUUUCAUCAACUCGGAUAAACGAAAACAGUAUUCUACGAACUUAUGGUAUGAAUUAAAAACGUUUUUCAAUGGAAAUAACAAACUCAACGAACACGGCAUCGAAAGUGAACGACACUCGAUCGAUCAUCUACGAAAGAAACUACUCGAUGAAUUCGACAAAUCAUUCAGUCAGUGUAAUUUCGAACAAUUGAAUUAUCAUCAAAGUCCGACUAUUCAACGUCGACAUCUCUGUGAACAUCAUUUAAAUCAUUGCCACAAUGUGGAAAAGUCCAUGCAGAAUUUGUUCGAUCAAUGGGAUACAAUUCUAUCUUUAUUUCCCUCGUAUUCAGCUCUCGAACAGUACGAUAAACGUUUCAAUCCUUCGACAAAAGAAGGAAGAAUUUUCUACGAGAAGUUGUUUAUUUUCCAAGCGUGGUUUAAUCUCCAUUCCGAAAUCAAUCGGUUAAUUUCCGUUCUCGGUCGAUUGAUGUCAUGUACACAAUGCUACAUGUGGCCACAUCAUACACAUUCAUCGACGAACCGAGUCAACGAUGCGAUUUCACGUCCACAAACCCCAUCAUCUACAUCGAGUAAUGAACAAAAAGAUUUCAUCGCAGGUUCACCACCCCCGAAUCCACUAAUGUUCGAAUCAAGGACAAGACGACAGAAUACAUUAACAUCGAUGUCAAGUAUUGAUAGUAUGUAUCAAACAUCGUUGUCAUCUUCUUCGUCGUUAAUGGAUUAUUACUAUCGGUAUGUUGAUGAUCAAGUAACACAUGCUCGGAUUGAAUUAGUUGGAAGCAUAUUUCGGUCGAAGCAUGGUCCAUUAUUACAACGAUUACGUUAUACGUACCGAAAGGUACAUAAAUGCACUUCAUCAAUAUUUGAUGAUAUUCUGAAGAAUUCGCCGUUUCUGCCCGCUAAUCUCAUUCCGAAUGAUUACUUGCUCGAUGCGAAACCGGAUAAACUAAUCGACGAAUUUCUUAUCCUACAUAAACAAUUGCAAGAGCAGAAGAAUCCUCAAAUCGUAACGAAUAAGACCAAAAAGAAACCCGUCGAUAUCUAUCCAGAUAAUUGUAAUAAUAUUCUGCAUCGUUUUGAUCAAAACUCGACAUUAAUCUCAAGUACAUUCGCCCCUGCGCCCGCGCCGACUCUAGUCCUAAAACUUGUUUCACACGAUCGAAGUAUUCUCAAGCGUCAAUCCUACUUUCUUGACUAUCUCGAUCCAACCUCAUAUCCGCAUUUACCUGGCUCAACACUCUUUCCCGAUCCAUGCUUGUUUCUCGAACCUUCACCAUCAAAUCUCUACUCGCAAUUAACAUCUGACCAAGAUCUACCAAUCGGUAAAAUGUUAACCAUAUGUCAUCGACUUUACGAUAAACAUGUCUGGGUUGAUAGUGGAAGAUUUUCGGAUAUGUGUGACAUAUUUCACUUGCCAUCACUCUAUCCACAGUACGUCUUUCUCGUGCAAAUUCCAUUGGACUUGAUCAUUGCCUGGCAUCGAUAUCAUCAAGAUAAAAAGAUGGAGCAAACGCCAACAACAGAUUAUGUUUUUUCAGGUGCAUUGCUUCUUCUCAUCGAUGAAUGUAAGAUUUUAAUACACAGUGCGACGCUUAUUCGUCAAUAUGUGAAAUUAAUGAUUACGGACACAUUUGAAAAAGCUGAACUGAGAUUAAUCGAAGAUGAAUUGGCCCAAUUCGAUCAACACAUUAUUGAAACAAUCUAUGAAAUCAUGACUUAUAUCGAACGCUACAUCGAAAUCUCAUUAUUUUCGUAUUCAUUCCAUAAUUGCAUUAUUUUACUCAAAGAACAAUGGAAAUGUUUGAAAAAAUAUGCGACGAUGAUGAACAUGGAAGAGAUAAUAGGUGAAAAAUUCCUGAAUAUUUACUCGACCAUCAUCAAUCGUUUUCGUGAAUACGUGGAUAUUUUUCAUUCAGCGAUUCCAUCCGCUGAACCCAUGAUAAUCGAACAUAUCAAGAAGAAAAUGAAUAAGAAAUAUCAGAAAAAAUUAACGAUGACUCUUCUACGUGAAGCGAAGGCGAUUUAUGAAGAUUGUGCCUUGACAAUCAAUAUUUAUCUACAGAGGCCUGUUUGCAAACGCUUUUUAUUAAUUCUCAAAACAGCUGGCUUUGAAAGAAUUAAAUUUGCUUGUGAAAAUCAUCAUCCACAUCGAACGCAUUCGUCGAAAAAAGACAGUUCAUCUUUAUCAAAAUGUCUUUUAUUCGCCCCGGCUGAGUAUUUCAAAGAUGUUCCAUCGAAAAUUCAAUUAAUCCGUACCUUAUCAUCUUCAUUUCGAAUCAAUGCGAACAAUAAUUCCUCUAAUGAGCCAACUGACGAUCAAUUGCCACCUCAGCAACAAUCUUCACCAACUUCCGCUCAACAACCCGCUCUCCCAACCAUCGAAAACUCUCCUCCCUUAGUCUAUAUACUCUGCGUACCGAUUACUGAAGAACUCGAAUCGGAAUGGCGUGGCAUGACUCAUAUUAUACCAGAAAACAAAACGUUAACAUCGAUAUCACCAUUGCAUAUGCAUUGGAAAACAACAACCAUAUUUCUUCUAACCCAACAGACGACCAAUCUGGACAAAUUCGAAGAAUCUUUCAAAGAACGUCUCGGAAAGAUUAAUGUUCAACAAAAUGAUCUAUACAAUUUCGAAAAUCCUGCGAAACAACCUCUCCAGAAGCGUUCGUGCUUUGAAAAGAUUGAUAAUUCAAUGCGAACACUCGCUCAUUCGAUCCUAAAUCUAAGCAAUUGUAUUACCAGCAACGUGGAGAAUUUUGAAAGGCUAAUUGAUCAAAUUCACACACGAGACUAUGUCCAUACGGAAGAGCGAGCGUUUGCAUUCGGCAUGGAUGUGGUACGUGAAACGAGUUUCUACGCCACACAAUGUGAACAUGAGACAUUAAAAAUUCAAGCUGAACGGCAAAUAUCAUUUGGAAAUUAUUGGCUUAACUUCGUUCGCAAGAAAAAAGCUACAACCACAUCGAGAUAUUUAAUCCCCAUUCCCAUGUGGCUAUUACCUGGUAUACAUUUUCUUCGACAUAUAUGCUCACUACAAUUCACUACUCAUACUGAUAAUGAUCUCUUUUCGAAAUUUUAUGAUAAUAUGAGACAGACGAUUAAAUAUCUGAAUAGCCCAAAUGAGAAUAGUAAUCGAAACGUGUAUCCGUCGAAGUUGAUGAAAUAUUCGUCCAUGAAGAAACGUCGUGGAAGCCAACAUCCGUCAAGUAAAGUACGCUUGACUCGUAUUGAACAAAUCGAACGGAUGGAUAAACGGAUCGAUCGGCGACGUUUCAAUGAAGAUUUGAUUGGCAAAAUCAAAUCUCAUUUCAAAAUCCGAGACUUUCAUAAACUAAAUCUUCUCUCCUGCGGCCAAUUUGCAACCACAUACAAAUGUUGGGUAAAUCGCAAUGGUAAAAAAGAGACUCUCUGCUAUAAACAAUACAAAAUUCAACCAAACGAUGCACAAGCGAUCGAUAAAGUUUUGGAACUCAUGCCAUUAAUGUACAUUGAACAUGAAAAUUUAAUCAAAUAUCACGGCAUCGCACUCGAACAUGAUCAUAUUCUAUUUUUCAUGGAAUACUGUAGUCAUGGCACCAUAGCCCAACUAUUACUCGGUACCUCAUUACCAUCUUCAUAUACGGAUACACGUCGUUCGUCAUAUCCACUGUCGAGCUCACUAAAUGAAUCCUCAUAUUUUGAUAAAGGCUUCGUUCAAAUGCCUGGUGGAUAUGUUCUCUUACGUGAAUUUGUUGUUCAACGUUAUUUACGUCAAUUAUUAUCUGCUCUCUCAUGUUUACAUAAAAAAGACAUCAUUCAUCGUGAUAUUCGAAAUGUAAAUAUCUUUUUAGCUGAUUCAAGCCGACAAUCAAUCAAAUUAGGUGAUGUUAAUUUCGUUUAUGAUUUUAAAUUUAUGCAAAAGCAAUCGUCUUUGCUUGAUGUCGAAGACGUAACAAACAUUCGCGAGUCCAUUGUUUUCUAUGCGCCGGAAACUAUAACUCAGUACAUAACAACAACGAAAUCCGACAUCUGGUCAUUAGGUUGCACGAUGAUUCACAUGCUAACUGGUCGAAUUCCAUGGAGCAAUCCGGCGAUUGCUUCACGGCUUUAUUAUUUUAAAAUUCUCAAGUUGAUCGCUGAUGGUGAUCAGCCAACGAUACCAACGAGUUUGAAUCUCUCUAACGAAUGUAUACAUUUUCUUGAGCAAUGUAUUCAACACGAUCCUAAUCGUCGACUAUCGUCACACGAAUUACUUGAACAUCCGUUUAUUAAAGAAGAAUAA
Molecule: messenger RNA, 4704 nt
Organism: Adineta ricciae
Lineage: Eukaryota; Metazoa; Rotifera; Eurotatoria; Adinetida; Adinetidae
Source: the annotation of a GenBank genome assembly